Prunus armeniaca (apricot) is the source of this 426-nucleotide messenger RNA. NCBI's taxonomy places the organism in Eukaryota, Viridiplantae, Streptophyta, Magnoliopsida, Rosales, Rosaceae. The record is from the annotation of a GenBank genome assembly.
AUGGCGGUCUCUGAGCAGUGUGACAACUUUCAAGGGAACCAAACCCAACUUGGAAAGCCGUGUUCUUUACUUCCCAGAAAAAUAAAAGCCGUGUCAUUUGCAAAAGCCUGGCAUCUCGAGUACAGAAAACAUUGCAAGGUUCAUCUAACGAUAUUGGAUGGUUGCCGCGCUCCCGGCAUGCCUGGUGUGGAGGAUGGCCUCUAUGGCAAUCACGGCCCCAUAUACUUUGUUGGAACAAAGAAAUUCUUUUCGAAGAUAGGUCUAGCUCGUCAUAUUACAAAAAUUCACAGUGAGGCAUCUAUUGAGCACAAUGCAUGGGAACUCAAGCAAUACGUUGAGGAGCUUUACUGGGGAUCUGGUAAGAGUAUGAUGCUGCUGGGCAAAGCAAGGAAGCUCGCGCCUCUUGUUCCAUUACACAUGGAUUGA